AUGUCUAGGCGCCUAGUCAAAGGCUCCUCUUCGGGUCGGCGGACCGACAACGCCACAACCUACGGCCCAUCCAUGCCGGCGUACCAACCACCCGCCUUCCCCCUGAGCGACGAAGGCCGCCGCGCCCUGUCGAGCAUCAGCAGCUCGGGCGACCUCACUGGCGCCUACGAGACGCAGCUCGCCCGGUCGCUCAGCCACCUCCCGGCCGCCGUUGCUACCAUCAACGACCGCCUCAAGGCGCGCCGCGACGACGUCGACGCCGCCGCCCGCCGCCGCCGCAACCAAGGGAACACAGAGACCACCCCGGCCGAUGAACAGGCCGAGGAGGCCCUGCGGCGGCUGGAGCGCGAAGUGCCCCGUCUCGCCCGUGAGCUCGAGGCCGCCGACCGCGCCGCCAUCGAUGCCAAGCGCGCACUCCUCAACCUCAAGGCUGCGCUGCGCGAGGCAAACACCUCGGUGCAGCAGGCGCAACCGCGGCAGAUGCGAGAUAGGACUGGUGGGGAUGUGACAACAACGACGAUGCGGUUUGAGGAUAUCGAGGACGUGGAUGAGUUCCUGGCUACGGUGCGCGCGGAUGCAGACGGGGAGGAUGACGGAGGUGCCGAUCAAGAGGAGCAGCGUGGGCCUCCCGCCCCACUGCGACUAUUUAAAGAAUCGCGCGCGAGGCUAGCGGCCGAGUACGAGGCUGAGGGGGUGUUUGAGAAAUACGCAGAGAACAACGACUACAUCGCCUUCAAGAGGCACUGGCACGACGGUCUGCAUCCCAACGAGGACAAGGCCAUGCCUGACGCGAGCCGCUGGUUCGAUGAGGAUGGCAACCCGCGGUUGGACGAGGAUGGCGGCGACGACGACGAUGACGAUAUCGCCUAUGGCCCUGCUGUGACAAGCACUAGGUGUCCAAUUACGUUACUCCCCUUUCAAGAACCCAUCACCAGCAAAAAGUGCAAGCACACAUUUGAAAAGUCGGCCAUUGUAUCCAUGUUUCGCGGCCAGGGCGAGAAAGACUGUCCAAUGGGCGGUUGUGUAAAGAGACUCAUCUUUGCCGACUUCCACGAGGAUCCCAUUAUGAAACGCAAGAUCGAGCGCGCCAAGCAGCGUGAAGCACGUGGUGCCGAGUCUGAUGGAGAAGGUGAAGAGGGCGAUGACGGCGAUGAGCCCGAUGCCAGCAUUUUAGAAACCGGCACAAGGAACAAGGGCCGGCCUAUUAAGCGCGAACUUAAACGUGGAUCGUCGCCCUCUUGA
Pyricularia pennisetigena is the source of this 1242-nucleotide messenger RNA. RefSeq lists its product as uncharacterized. The coding region runs from base 1 to 1242 and encodes 413 amino acids. The transcript is spliced from 2 exons. Gene Ontology annotation, molecular function: zinc ion binding; SUMO ligase activity. The record is from RefSeq and is a predicted model, not a curated record. NCBI's taxonomy places the organism in Eukaryota, Fungi, Ascomycota, Sordariomycetes, Magnaporthales, Pyriculariaceae. Gene Ontology annotation, biological process: double-strand break repair via homologous recombination; protein sumoylation. Gene Ontology annotation, cellular component: nucleus; Smc5-Smc6 complex.